CUAUUCGCCCUCCCGAGGCCGACCCUUUGCCGGGCAGGAGGCAGCACGGACACUUUUCCCUGAAACACCUCCCGGGCCCUGGCAACGGCCGCGCUUGGCAACCGGGCUGCGGGCCCGGGCCGGCGGGGGAGGAGGAUGAAGCAGGCGCUGGUGGACGACACCGAGGAUGUGUCCCUCGACUUCGGGAGCGAGGAGGAGCUGGCGCUGCGGAAAGCGAGGAUAAGGCACCCACUGGCCACUUUUUUCCACUUGUUCUUCCGAGUGAGUGCCAUUAUUACCUACUUGUUCUGUGACUGGUUCAGCAACAGCUUUGUUGCCUGUUUUGUCACUAUUCUCCUCCUUCUAUCUUUUGACUUUUGGUCAGUUAAGAAUGUGACAGGAAGACUCUUGGUUGGUUUACGUUGGUGGAACCAGAUUGAUGAAGAUGGAAAAAGCCACUGGGUGUUUGAAGCAAAAAGAGUGCCUACAAUAGCUGCCUCAACUGAAGCUGAAGCUCGAAUCUUCUGGCUUGGCCUCAUUAUCUGUCCAGUCAUUUGGACAGUGUUUUUCUUUAGCACCUUGUUCUCCUUGAAACUGAAAUGGCUGGCUCUUGUGAUAGCUGGGAUCUCCCUUCAGACUGCUAAUUUAUAUGGCUACAUCCACUGCAAAUUAGGGGGACAAAAAAGCAUCAGCAGACUAACUUCAAGGCUUUUUGUCACAGAUAUUCCCAAGAGACAGACAAGGAGGAUUUCAGAAGAUCCCAUUGAAGAACAUGGGAAGACAGGCACUAGAUAAUCAAAUGAGGAAGCACUAAAAGGAUGAGCAGUGAAACUACUCAGUUGGGAAAGCUGCUGUCCAUGUGAAGAUAUUUAAGUAAAAGCUGUUCUAUAAUUAUGCCUGCAUGAAAUAAAGAUUUUGUGUCGUGUUUGAGUAUUAAACCUUUCAGAAUCUAAAGGGCCUUUGUUACUUAAUUUUCAUCAAAAACCAGUUUCUCUAGGCACAAUAAUAGAGCACACUUGCUGAAGAAAAAAAUGUCAACUACUCCAAAACUGUUGGAUUGUCUUAAACAAGAAUUAAAAUGUAAUCAAAAGACGAUGCUCAAUUGCAUAACUUUAGAGCUGCAAUAAACAAAAUCAAACUGCCUUUCCCUCUUGUGUACAAUACUGAUUUCUCAGAGCUUUGAUUCCACAAUAAAAGAGGAAUUACA
This is a messenger RNA of Calypte anna (Anna's hummingbird), 1186 nucleotides long. RefSeq names its product trans-golgi network vesicle protein 23 homolog A (gene TVP23A). The coding region runs from base 136 to 774 and encodes 212 amino acids. Gene Ontology annotation, cellular component: Golgi membrane. Lineage: Eukaryota; Metazoa; Chordata; Aves; Apodiformes; Trochilidae. The record is from RefSeq and is a predicted model, not a curated record. The transcript has 7 exons. Gene Ontology annotation, biological process: protein secretion; vesicle-mediated transport.